AUGGGAUCCAUAUGCUUAAAAGAACGGCUAUAAGUAGAAGAAAAAUCUAAUUCAAUAGACAAAAGAGAUGAAAAGGAGGAAGAUGAAGAUGAAGAAAUGUAUUCUUAGUUUCCUUAAUAAGAUUAAGAAAGCUAAAAGAUCUCAUUAAGUUAAUUCAUAAUGUUAAGAGUAUUAAGAGAAUAUAAUAAAAGAUAAAAUAAGAGUUAUUACUUUAUUUAAUUUAAGAAUUAGGAAAAGGCAACUUAUGGAAAAGUAAUUUUAGUUUAACAUACUGUUUCUCUAAAAUUAUAUAAAUGCAAUCAAAAUGUUAAUAAAGAGGGCAGUGAAAAAAAUUCACAGAAAAAAACAUAUUUAAAUAGAAAGAAAGAUUUUAAAAAUGAUCAAUCAUAAUUUUAUUACCUGAUUUAGAGUAAGGCAAAAUAUAUUUGAUAAUGAAAUUUGUAUCAGAAGGAGAACUAUUCUAUCAUUUCAAAUUAAAAAGUAGAAUGACAGAAAGAAAGAUGAAGUUCUAUGCAGCAGAAAUUUUAGUAGGAUGAGAUUAUUUACAUUAAAAAGAAAAUUAUAUAUAGAGAUUUAAAACCAGAAAAUAUUUUGUUAGACUCAAAUGGACAUUUAAAAUUAUAUGCUUUU
This is a messenger RNA of Paramecium sonneborni, 630 nucleotides long. The record is from the annotation of a GenBank genome assembly. Lineage: Eukaryota; Ciliophora; Oligohymenophorea; Peniculida; Parameciidae.